Rhopilema esculentum is the source of this 24444-nucleotide messenger RNA. The record is from RefSeq and is a predicted model, not a curated record. NCBI's taxonomy places the organism in Eukaryota, Metazoa, Cnidaria, Scyphozoa, Rhizostomeae, Rhizostomatidae.
AUGUAUCAAAACUACCAAGGUGCAAUGGCUAUUGUAACAAAAUAUGGUAAACCUGACAUCUUCCUAACCAUGACUGCAAAUCCAAACUGGCCUGAGGUGAGAGAAAAUCUCCUUCCACACCAAACAGGCAAUGACAGGCCAGAUGUUAUCAGUUGUGUCUUUCACCUGAAACUCAAGGAACUUUUAUGUGAUCUUCUUCGAAGGAAUGUUUUGGGAAACGUGGUUGCAUAUGUUUAUACAAUUGAGUUUCAGAAAAGAGGCUUGCCACAUGUACACAUGGUUCUCUUUCUCUCAGAUGCUGAUAAACCACAUGCAGCAGAAGAUGUUGAUAGGUUAGUAUCUGCAGAGAUUCCAGAUCCAGAACAAUUCCCAGAUUUCCAUGAAGUGGUUAAGAAACACAUGAUCCAUGGACCUUGUGGUGAACUGGAUCCACACUGUGUUUGCAUGCAAAAUGGGGAAUGCAAGAAGAACUUUCCAAAAGCAUUAGCACAGGAAACAAUGUUUGAGGUUCGUGGGUACCCUGAGUACCGACGACGAGGGCAGUAUCGUGCACAGCUACGUCGUCAUUUGGUAAAUGACUCCUGGGUGGUUCCUUACAAUCCUCACCUUCUCAUGAAAUUUAAUUGCCACAUGAAUGUAGAAGUUUGCAGCACAGUCAAAAGUGUCAAGUACAUCUUUAAAUACAUUCACAAAGGUAAUGAUUGUGCACAUGUUGAAAUUAGAGAAAACAUUUUGCACCAUGAUGAGAUUCUCCAGUAUCUUAAUGCAAGAUAUGUUGGACCACACCAGACAGUGUUCAGGGUCAUGCAGUACAAAAUGCAUGACAAAAGUCACAUCAUCAUACGGCUUGCAGUGCAUCUUCCUCUACAACAUAAUGUUUAUUUCCAAGAAGGAAACGAGGAAAGGGUUCUUAAUGUGAACCCAAACACAACAUUAACUGCAUGGUUUCAAAAUAAUCAAGAUGACGAAGAUGCUCAACAGUAUCUUUAUACUGAAGUUCCAGAACAUUACACUUUUCAUCUGAGGACAAAGAAAUGGAAAAAAAGACAACGUGCUGCAAGGUCCAUUAUUGGGAGGCUUUAUCAAGUUCAACCUACAGAUCCACAAAGGUAUGCCCUUCGACUACUAUUGCUUCACCGCAGAGGGUUCACAUCCUUUGAAGACAUAAGAACCAUUGAUGGACAGCUGUAUGACACAUUCAAGGAUGCAGCAAGAGCAAUGGGUCUACUAGAAGAUGAUGCUGAACACAGACGUUGCUUAGAAGAGGCCACAAUCAUGAAUAUGCCUUCACAGAUGAGACAGCUGUUUGCUACACUGAUGGUAUUUCAAACUCCAUGUGACAUCAGGGACCUCUUUAAUGAAUUCAAGGAAGCUAUGUCUGAAGACUAUGUGAGACAUUAUCAUCUUAAUGAUCCAGCCAUUGUAUUCCAAGACAGGCACAUGUAUCUUUGUCUGUGGGAUAUUGAUAAUAACCUGAGGGUUCAUGGUAAAUUAAUCAAAGAUGUUGAAUUUUCAGACCUCCCACAGCUUCCAGACAACUUCGUCCAACCAGGCAACAGAGCUGGCUAUAUUGAUAUUGACACUGAGAGAGAACAAGGAGAGCAAAUGUUACAACUCCUCAACAAUGACCAGCUUCAUAUUCACAACACAAUUAUGGAAGCUAUACAAACAGGAUCUGAACAAAACUGCUACUUUGUAGAUGGACCAGCUGGAACAGGUAAGACAUUUCUUUACAAUACUUUAGUUCACAAUCUUCAAGGAUUAGGCUUGCAAGUUAAAUGUGUAGCUUACUCAGGAAUAGCUAGCACUUUGCUCAUCAAUGGAGCCACAGCACAUUCUACAUUUCAAAUUCCUAUUCCCUUAUUACCUGAUUCCACAUGCAACAUUAAACGUCAAAGUGCAAGGGCUCAGAAGCUUUUAGAAACUAGUGGUUUUAUUUGGAAUGAAGCAUCAAUGAUACCAGCUAACUCUUUGAAAGUAGUAGACAUUCUCCUUAGAGAUAUUACACAAGUAAACAGGCCAUUUGGUGGGAAAUUUAUGUUUCUUGGUGGUGAUUUCAGACAAGUUCUCCAAGUUGUUCUCAGAGCAGGUCGAGAGAGAAUUGUGCAGGAGAGCUUGAAGACGUCCUUAUUAUGGCACCACUUCCAUCAGUUUCAACUGAUGAUCAACAUGCGUGCAGUUCAAGAUGAAACAUACAGGGAGUUUGCUGAUUGGCUUUUGCGGCUUGGCAAUGGGCAAGAGCCGCAUGAUGCCCUUGAGCAAGUAGCUCUACCACAGCAAAUUAUUGCCCCUUCACUUAAUGACUUGAUAGAUUUUGUGUACCCACCACUACAGCCAGACCAACCUAACCUUAUGGCGGACCCAGGAACAAUGUCUGAGCGUUGCUGUUUGACACCGAAGAACGACCUCUCACAUCAAAUUAAUGAGCUGGUCCUUCAAAGGCUGCCAACACCAACACGAAUUUAUCUGAGUACAGACCGAGUUGUUACUGAUGAUCCAGAGGAAGCUGCAGCAUACCCAGUAGAAUUCUUGAAUGCUCAGACACCAGGUGGCAUGCCACUUCACAAAUUGGAACUGAAGAUUGGUGCCACUGUCAUCUUAUUGAGAAAUCUAAAUCCAAAAAAGAACUCUGCAAUGGCACCCGCCUCAUAGUGCGUGAUUUACAACAACAUCUCAUUUGUGCAGAAAUCAUUUCCCCUGGAUACAGAGGUCAGUAUGUUAUGAUCCCUAGAAUUUCUUUGUCAUCACAAGAUUCUCCUCUUCCAAUUAACAUUACAAGAGUGCAGUUUCCAGUCGGAUUGGCAUACUGUCUGACAAUAAAUAAAGCACAGGGACAGUCACUUAGGUAUGUUGGUGUUUUCCUUCCUGAACCUGUGUUUAGUCAUGGCCAAUUAUAUGUCGCUAUGUCAAGAGCACAAUCAUUUGCAGGGCUUAAAGUUUUCACAACAAAUGGUCGCUUAACCAGUAACAUUGUUUACCGUGAAGUUCUGGCCUAAACAGAUGUCAUCAGAUUAUUGUUUAUAUUUUAUGUAUAGAUGGGAACUAGCUAUUUGUCAUAAAAUUAUGGUGACAUUCAAAAUUAAUGAAUAUGAGAAUACAACAUCCAACCUGGUUCUUAAUAGAAUGUCAUAUCCAGAUAACAACUGGAGCAUUUUUAAAUACCUAGAUUCUUUGAGGCUGCACACCAUUUAUCCAGUGGUGCACCUGGUGAGCUCAAAGGUCCUACAUGUACACAUUCAGUCCUACUUUUUUGUCUUGUUUGCAUUUCGGUGCCUCAACAGCUCAAACACAUUGUUAUAAGGGGAUACACUGUAUCUUGCACCUUAUGGUGUUCAGUGAGCUCAUGGACCUUGCAUGUUGAUACUGUCAGUUCUCAUGCAGCACUAUGGUGCCCAAAAUGAGCUCAAAUUUUAGCUUGAAAUGCUUUGUUUAUCAAGGUGCACCAUAUCAGCCUAUUAGUUAUAUAUUUUUGUUCAGAAAAACAGCAAGUGAUCUAUAAAAUGUUCAACUAAUACAUCUCUUCUUGAACCACAUUUAUCAUUGGCCAACAUAAAUGGAAAUUGAACUACCGUUAACAAAUCACUGAAUGAAUAAACUACUCUACCUAUAUUUAGCUCUAUCUGUAAAUAAUUAAGAACUUCAUUGCAAAUAAUUGAUGUUAAUAUUCCACUCCGAUCUUUUUAUAUAUCCUAGUUGUUAGCAUUUUCUAUUACAUUUAUAUUUAUACCUGUUAAUCUCUAUGUCGAUACUCAAUUUUGAUAUAUUAUCCUUGAAAUAUGUACAAGAGUUAUGUUGCCUAGGGGAACAUGUAUUUCCUUCUCAGUGAUGACAUCAAGGUUUAGAAAUGCAUCUUCAUUUAACAUAAAGGUAAAUUUAUACAAUCAUUAUCUUGCAAACAAUAGCUCAUAAACUUUUCAAUUAUAAUGCACCCUUUUAUAAUAAAACAGGGUUGACACUUUGUACACCAGUUUCAUGAUGCUGUGGCAAAUUAUUUUGAAAUUUUUCGUUUGUUCAUUCUGCAAAAGAUCGUGGACUUUCGUUGAAGUUGCUUCCAAUUUUCAAAAAUUUUUCUUUGCAUCUUUAGUUUUAUGCCAACCAGCUGAUAGCAUUGAUAUAAAAUGUAAGUUUUCCUGAAUGUCCAGUGAAGAACUCAUUUCUUAUUGCAAAUCUUAUUGCUAAUUUCUUAUAAACAGGAGAUUGAUUUGACUUAUUUUACUGAAGCUUGACUUGUUCUGUUCAUUUGUUCUCUCAUCUAGAACAAUAUGGAUCCUUCAUUAAUGGAGAGGUUAGAAUCGUUGAAAAGGUUCGUGGACCGAACGAACGAGAUGCUGGUCCAGAGGCUCCAUAUCAUAGAGGCAGGUAUUGCCUCAAUAUUGCAAGAUGCAACAAUGAACAAUAGCUUGCAGGACGAAUCCAUAGACAAUUCUAUUUUAGAAUUGGAUGUCAAUUUUUCUCAAAACAGGAACUAACAAUCGCAAAAGAUAUCUUUUUUUGUGUUUUAUCUCUACCUAUUAAAAACAUUACACAUAAAGACAUUCUACUUUUAGCGAGUUGCUAAACCUCUUCAACAAAAGAAUUGCAAGGUUAAAGUUUGCCGCAUGGACAUUACAUCGAGUAUUACUGAAUAGUAAUGUGAGAAUGUUGAAAAAAAUUGGUAUUAAUUGGCUUUUAUAUGCGUUUUGAAGUAUUUUGAUGAAAUUUAUUAUUUCCAAGAUAAUAAUUUAACUUAUCUUCAACCUUUUAGAUAUAUUCAGCCAUGAAUAUAUGGACGUGGCAGCAAAUGAACAAGUGUCAACUUUGCUAUCCCAGCCAAUUCAAACUGGUGCUUCCCUAUCUAGAGAUAACCUCGCAAAAAAGCCUCGUUCCUCACUAAAAACAAAGAGGGAAAAAAUAAAUAAGCUGCAAAGUAAAUUGCAGACUAUGAGGCAUAGCUUAACAAGAUUGCCUAAAAAGCAAAUUAAAAAACAGAAGCAGAAAAAGGCUUUUGAACUUUUGGAGGGUACUAGUUUAUCAGAUCUUUUGAGUUUCCUGAAAGAACAGGUAGAACUGUCUUAUGUUAAAUGGAAAGGUAGAAGGUUUGACAACUUUCUCAAGUCCUUUGCUAUAAGUCUAUAUCACAUCAAUGGGAAAGCCUAUAGGUUUCUUGCCAAUUGCUAAAUUUGCCAUCAAAGAAGACUUUUACUAAUCUUGUUCAAAUUAUGCUUCAGGGUUGGGUUUUUCCAACAAGUCUUUGUAUGUGCUAAGGCAAAGAGUGCAAAGAUUAUCACAAGAAGUGAAGGUUUGUACUCUUUCAAUGGACAAGGUUUCACUCAAGUCAAAUCUAUUCUAUGGUUGCGAGAGUUACUCCAUUAUAGGCUUGGAAGAUUUGGGCAAUGGGAAGACAAGAGGUGCCAUUGCUAAUUCAGCAUUUAUUUUGAUGGUAAGAGGAAUUUUGCAGAAAUGGAAACAGCCAGUUGCAUUCUAUUUAGUAAAUGAAUCUUGCAAUUCUGUAAAUUUGAAAGCCAUCCUUGCUGAAGCAAUAGGUCAUUUAGAGGCAAUGGAUUUAAAUGUUGUUUCCAUAGUUUCUGAUCAAGGAUAAAACAUUUUCUGCUUCUUGAUUGCCAUGGAUGUAUCUGAAGACAAACCAUAUAUAGAAAUAAAUAAUAAGAGAUAUCUAACAAUUCUUGAUCCACCCCAUCUUAUCAAGUCAAUAAGGAAUAAUUUGAUUAAAUAUAAAUUUGAAGACAAAGUAGCUCAAUGGGGACAUGUAAAAUUAUUUCUUGAGAAAAAUCAGAAGCUUCCUUUACAAUGGCUCCAAAGUUGAAAGAAAGGCAUUUGAAUCCAAAUGGAUUUUCUAAAAUGAGAGUCAAAUUGGCAACACAAGUAAUAAGCCACACUGUAGCUACCGCCUUAAAUACAUAUGUAAGUCUUCAAGCCCUUUGUAGAGAAGCUUUGGGGAUAGCACAACUAUUAACAAAAUUUGAUAAAAUUUUUGAUUAGUGUAAUGCAUUGAGCUGCACAAUCAUCACACGUUAACGAGCUAACAAGUGGUUUGGCAUUUAUAAAGUCAAUCAAAGUUUUAAGUAAAGGUUCUGGGGAGGUCUUUUAGCUGGGGAGGUAUAAAGUCAGUCUUUUAGCAAAUGCCCUGAAUUCAAGCAAUAAAAACAUCUCCUUGCCCUCAUGAGACUACUUUUCCUUUCUUUUACACUGGUCAAAUUGCCGCAUUUGUAGGAAUAGUCUCCUUGACAAUAGUAGCAUUAAACUCCACCUGGCACAGAAGAGGAUUGCAACUUUGAUUGUGGAGCAUACUCUUCAUGCCGUCUAGUUGAUUGAGCUAUGUUAUUUGCAAUCUCCCUCGCUUCAAUUUCUCUUUCCACAAUAUCUAGAAUUUCUGUGAUAUUCCAACAGUCUUCUGCCCUUAUUUUUGCGAUUUGCAUCGUAAUCUCCUGUGGGAGGUGAGACAUGAUGAUUGGAAUCAAAAGGUUCCCAAAUUUCCUGAAGGUAUUCCUAGUGACUGUAAUCGGCGAACGUGAACAGCGACAUUGCCAUAAAUCCAUCUGAAAUUUUCCAGUCCUUCAUUUGGAUGGUGUUAGAGCUUUAGUAGUUUUUCCAUGUGCACAUUGAUUAUCUGAUGUUUCUUCUCGGAGCGCAAUUUGAGAAUUUUUAUAGUGUGUUCAUAGUUUUCUCCUUGUAAGGACAAACCUUGUACUGCUCGAUAUGCUGGUCCCUCUAACAGACUGAAUAGGUAAUUUAGCUUGUUGAUGUAUGAUAAACCAGGAUUACUGUGCACUGCGCAUUCAAAACUUCCCAAAAUGAGUUAAAUUGAGUCAUGUCACCAUUGAACUUCGGUAGAAUUAUCUUUGAGAGCUUCACUGUUUCUUCGAUUGGAAAGAUGCCGAGAAUGAUGAGCAUCGCUAGCUGGAAGUUAUUUGUUCCCUUUUGUGAACCUUAGAGGUAUGCACCUUUGCGGCCUAGAUCACAAAUCCUCUAUCAGCCAAAAUGCAAUCUCCAUGAGUGAUUUUGCUGAGAAAACCGGAAUCAGCAGUAAUUUUUUUGUCCAUUACUCUACGGCCCCAGCCCUCGGACAGAAACAUAGCUUAACCUACAGAACUGAUUCCAAUGAGAUAUUUAAGUUUAAUAUUACUAUAAGUAAUUUGACCAUGUCUGUGCCCUGGCUGUCAAAUUUGUUGGCCUCUCAAUAAAUAUCUCACUGCAAUCAAUGAUGCAGAUACAGUCCCUAUAUUUCUAUCUGAAGCAUUUUGGUUAAUUGAGACCAAUUUCAGGUUUGUUUGGCCAAAUUAUUAACUUCCUUAGUUUUGCUGACAACUCAGGAAGCCAAGAGCGCAUGAUUUUAGACACUGUGGCCACUGGACAAUCAAAUCUAUGGACAAAAUUUUCAAAUCCAUCCCCCUGAUUUGCACAACUUUCUCAUCCAUCCGAUUCUAGCUACUUUGCCCAAAUUGAUGUUUGGUCAAAUUGAUGUUCUUCUCUAGGGAUUGCUAUGUCGUAUGGUUGCUAUAGUUAGCUUUGCAACAGUAAGUUAUUAUUUUUCUUGUCUUUUUCUGUGACACUUUCAAAGAAGACAUGAUGUACAAUAAUUAAAAAUGCAUUUGCCUGAUCUACUUUGCGUGAACUGUUGUGUCACUCUUGAGUCUGGCAAUAAAAAAACCGAUGAAAAUUUAAAACUUUUGUCAAAGUUAUAUUAAUGUCCACUUCAGGAUGUUCUUAGCCAAAUUGAUAAAAUAAAUGAAGGAAAAGAACUUUCUAUUUGCAAGACAUGCCUCAGAUUGAGAGCUUAUUCAGUUAUUGAAAGUUAAAUCAGGGAUAGCAAAGGAUCUCAGCAGAAUCUAAUUCAAACGUUUUUGAUAUUAAUUGAAUGUUGUUUCCAGAUCAGCAAGAUAACGUAUAUUCUGAGUUGUCUAUGCCGAAAGAGUUGACGCCUAGACAUAUAGCCAAAAAGAUAUCAAAAGAAACAAAGGUAUGCUUUUUGUUAUUGUGACUAAUUAUUUAACUUCCAGAUUACAACUCAACUGAAUAUUUCUGAGCCUUAUAUUUUUUAAAAAGAAAGAUGUGUUCUUGGAGUGAUUCUUUUUUUAAUCUUCUGUUUUUCGAUAUUCAUUGAAAACACAGAGAUAAGGUCUAUUCUGAGGUUUAGUCAAGGCUAAAUUUGCAUAAGGUUUAAUUGAGUCGUCUUUGCUAUGGUACUUCGUUGAUUGAAAAGAAACAGCAUUCUGACCCUAUUUGAUGUCAUAAUAGAGCUAAAGAUUUUAAUAGCUAUUAAAGUCAUAAUGAGGUUCUCUGUUGUGGUCUUACAUAACGUUUCUACGAGGUUUAACAGAUAUUUUGCCUAUAAUUCUACACAUUAAGUUGAAAGGUUACCACACAAGUAAAUUUGUUCCCUAGGAACAGUUUUCCGACAAUUUUUGAGGUAGAGAUGACAACAUUAAAGCUGCAAUAGUUUCACUCAAGAGAAAGAGGUACAAUGCAGCAUUAAAACAUUUAAUAAAGGAGCCAAAGGUGAAGUUAUCCCUUCUUACACACAUUCAAGGAGUAGUUCUGGAAGAAAUGCCAAAAUUCACAAAACCCAAAGCACAACCUAAUUUCAGAUGCAAAGACGUUAACAAAUUGCAAGAAUCAAAACUAACAGCAGCUUGUAUACCAUACACUGUGUGGAAUUUCUGGAAAACGCAAAGUCAAUGAAGAGAAGAAUAAAACUUUUAUAUGGACGGAAUCCAGAUAAACAAUAGAAAUACACGUUUGAAUACCAUAGAGAAAUUGUUAUGCAUACUUCUAUAUAAAGCCGCGUUAAGUAUUGUUUGUCAUCAAGAAUUGGAAAUAGCAUAUCAAAGUUUUGUACUCUUAAGUGCCAAAUGAUUGAUUACAAGGUAGCUUAUAAAAUUGGAACGUAUUCAAAUUGGAUGACUGAUAUUACCCAUUCUUUAUAGGUAUUUAACUGUUUUGCAUUCUUUGGACUGUCGACAAUUUACCAUGCUAUCCUCAAAAUAACACACCAGAUUAGCAGAAAUUUUGACAAAGAAGUCAAAAUCUGGAAAGAAAAGGUUGAUUAUAACUUUUAAAUUUUUAUCCUAGGUUUAGUUCAAGCAGGUCUACAUCAGCUUUGCUGACUACUUCUGACCUGCUAUAUAAAAUAAGUAAUGUAUGUAUAUAUGUAUGUAUGUAUGCUGAUCAAAUAGAUAAAGCUGAUGGAGUUCUUCUGGUAAGACUUCCUCAAAUCAGUCUUCUUUGAACACAUUCAAUUGAAAACACCCUGGUCUGGAAAGGCGGCAAAGAUAAAAAAAUUUGCCUAUUGUUCUAUUGUUUUAGGCGAGAUAAGGUUGAAUAUCUCUUUUUCCGCUUACGGUCCCUUGCUGAGAGUCCCAAAAGCAUGUGGCUCUCAGGGUUGAUUCCAACAUGAGACAAAACACGUGCAAGGCCAUCAUUGAAUGCCACUACAGCAGCAGCUACAGCAGCAUCCAAAUGAUCUCUCCCUGAGUGUGAAAUUUGUGGACAUCUUGACCAAAUCAAGUGGUUUAUUGCCUCACAGUUAUUUUGUGUGUAGCCACCAAGGCAACCACUCAUGAUGUCAUCUUUCAUCAGCUUCUUUUAGAUAGGUUUGAGCUCAUCUAAAAUGGCACUAGGCAACGGGUUCUUGUGGUUGAAUUGUUUCUUCUGUAACAUGACCUUCUUGUAUUGGCACCAAGUGAUAUAAGCCUGCCCAUAGCUCAUUCUUCAUGGCUUCAAUAUUGUUUUUAUGGUGGUGUAUGGCAAGCCCAUUGUAUGUCUGCAGCUUAUCUAUCCUUGCAGCUGUAAGUCUGGCAACUCCUCCAAUUGAUUUGGAGUCUGCUAAUUUUGCUUUGCCUCUCUGCAAUUUCAGCUUCCUGAGGGCAGUUACCAUCAGCUUUUGAACGUGCCCACAUUCAAUAUUGACAAUGUCUUUUUCACCAUAGGGCUUACUGGCUUUUAUAGAGGAAAAUGACUUCGAAUCUCCAUCCCCUAUAUAGCCAGUUUACUGGAGCUUCCUUGUUUUUACUGAGCAGCCAAAUAUACGGCUCACCCCCUCAGAUUCCAUUGCAGGAGCAGAGCCAACAAAAUUUAUUUGGCAUUGAUGAUUGGCCUUCCAAUUGCCCUUUUUCAGGACCAUCUGACUUUUUUUGCCAUGUUGAACAGCUGAAACAAACCUUGUUUAGGGCCUCAUAAUCCAGGCACUUCCCAGUGACAGCAGAAAUUACUGCUACUGCUCCUUGCAGGGAGGCGUAUCCUCGUUUGCGCCAUGUUCCAUCGAACAUGGUCUUGCAUUCUGCAACUUGAUCCUCUGGGAUUCCAAUUGCAUCAUGUUCUUCCUUGGCUGCUUUUUUCAUGCUAAAUGAUGCUUCCAGUUCUAGUGCACUUUUAUUUUAGUUACACUACGACUGAAAGCAUCAUCAGACAUUGCUUUUGGCAUUUUCAAAACUUAGCAAAGACUCUCUAAGGCAGAUUUCCCUGCACCAAUUUCAAGGAGCCCAAGUAGCAUUCUGUAGUUGAUCUCAUAGGCUCUUGAACCUUCACAGUGUGGAGAGGUGAGCAUUUCGCAGCCAGUGGCACAUGUUCUACACUUGAAGGUGAUGAAGAAUGCUAGUCCUAUCUUUUUUGAAGUAUCUUCUUCAUUACUAGCUUGCCAGCCUUACAUUUUGAGCAGACAACAAAGUCAAGCAAUUCUUCAAUAAAACUUGUAUGUAUAAGACAGAAGCCAUCCAUCCCUGGCUGAAUAUUGAGGCCAGGUGUUUUACCAAUUUUCUAUUGACUUGCACCAUAUGUUGAUGACUGAGGGACACUAUCCUGACACAAAUUCAGAUAAUGUUGAAAUUUAGGUAUUUUUUGCCACCAGGUGAGAAAAAUUUCAUAGAAUCAUAUCUGAAAAAUCUAGAGGCAUAUGUAAAAUUUGCUGCUGGUAUAUAUAUUUGUAAAACUUCUGACACCAUUCGUUGUUUGAAUGAUUGACCGAGCGAAUAAAUGACACGUUUUGACAUACAAAAUCAAUUCCUUUUGUUCCAUCCAAAGCUAAGACGUACUUUUACACAAUAUCGAAACUUAGGUACUAAACAGCCUUUCACAAGCACUGUUACGCCAUUAAAUUAUAUAUAUAUGAAACGAAACCUUGAGUGCUUUCACAAGCCACUCGGGUUGAAUGCCAUCAGCCCUCUCUUAGCCUUUCCAUCCAUGACAGUUCUUUGUGUGUGUGUUAGUUAGUGUCUACAUGUUUGAUAGCAGUGGCCUUUCGCAAGCACCACGCUUUUCUCUAACUAACUAACUCUGUUUCUCCGUACUCUACUUUAUAUAACAGCAUUACAAUAUGCAAACUAAUAUCAAUAAUUGCCGGUGUUAUUGUCGGUAUCUAUCGUGCAAUACGUAAAUGAACUAGUAGGAGGUGUUAGAUAUAUUAGGAUACGCGGGGGAACUUUGUAGAGCAAAAGGGCAUGUAAAAUAUUACUAUACCGGAAAACAUGAAAAACUAAAGCGCGACACGCUAAUAUAUCCUAAACAAAGAGAAGCAUGAACAAAUAUAAGCAUAAACGCAAGACUGACCUAAAAUGAAAUAAGUACCUAUAUUACACAUAUUUCAAAAUUUUUGUACUACUAGACAAUAUUUACAAUCGAACCAUCUACACCCUUUUUUCAAAACCCUUUUCAUAAGAAAUUUGUAUAAAUUUCAGGAAACUUACAACAACCAUUUAUACAUUGUGAACAACGCUGACGAAACAUCAAAUACUCUAAGCAUCAACAACACUUGUCAAACAGGAUCUAAACAAGGAAAGGUCGCAAAUUGUCUUAGUUUGAGUUUUUAUUUCCUCUAUUAACAUAAAAAGAUCUGCUAAAGCCAAGUCUGAACAAUUUUUUUGCUGAUCUGUCAAAGCUAAGUCUGUACAGAAUUUGAAAAUGGCUUUCUGUUAGCAAAUUAUCAAUGGUGUUUAUAACUGAACAAGACAGCAGAAUUUGAUCGGUAAUAAUCGACCAAAAUCCAUUAUAUCUGAAAAGCCACUAUCUAAUUGAAAAACUUCAAUGUAAUAUUCUUGGAGACUCUUCUCUAGCAAACUAGGUUUUUCUGGCGACCACUUAUUCAAGCUCUUAGAAACAUCAUCAAUUUCUAUAUCAUCUGAUUUUGUGAUCUUUUCCUUAGCCCAAGGGCCUAAUAGGCAUUCUAAGCAUUCACACCUACACUUGCACUCACACAGACAUCACAACAUCGACAGCUGGUAGGUAUUGGAUUGACAGACUUAUAUGACACAUCCUCUUUGUCUAACUUAAUCUUAAAAUGGUGAUUAAUGAUUGAUCUUCUACAUUUCUUUGUACUUAAAGAAAAUUCUUUCAUUUCUUUUGUUGUUGAAUUAAGCCCUGAUCCUCCAUGGUACAGAACCAAAGAAAAAGCCUGGGCAGACAGCCGACCACCUCUGUCACAUUGUUGUGCAAACGAUUCUAUGCCUUGCAGAACUCCAAAAUUAACAACAAUCUCUACAUCCUCAAAGUCUAAGCCCAUUUCCAAGCUUGUUCUGGCAAACACUAUGCAUAUAACAGAAUCCCGUUUCUUGAAUUCUUGAAGAACAAAAUUCUUAUUGACUUCUGUAAACUUCUGCAUUAUUUAACAUGGCCCAACCAUUUAAAUAUUGAUUUGAUCCUAACAUAUAGUUAAAAAAACAGCCAUUUGUUUCACGUUGCGACAGUACACGAUUGGUGCAUUUCAUUUGUGCAUUUUGUUUCUGACAAUUUAAUGCAUCAAUGAAAAAUUGAAACUGAAAUAGGUCAUCUGCUUUUAACCUACGAACUUCAUAACAUAUAUUCGACUUUUCCCUUGGAACAUAAACAGUGACUGGAUUUGUAAUGUGCAGAGUCUCCCAUACAUUCAGUUCAAUUUCGUCAAUAUAUCGUACAUUGCUACGCAGAAAGGAUCGAAGGUUGCCAAGACGAAGGAAAUUCCACAUCUAAAUUGAGGUAAAAUUUUUCAAUUAUCUCCCUCUUUGGAGACAUCUUUUGGUUUUUCUGGUUUUGAGAUGGUGCAGUGGGGUGGCCUUUCUUGGUUAGAUUACUUCUUCUUCCACACAGAAUGUGCCCGCUGAGUCCAACAAAGUGUUGUCUCACACCAGGUAUUCACAGUGGCAGCGCCUACCAUACACGGAGAAGGUUGGAGGUGAGAACAACAUUUCUAUCUAUAUGUGUAAGGAAUUGUUGUUAAAAAAUACUGGUCUCAAAAUCAGUUCUUUACUCUGUUUAGAAAUCUCAACAGGGGAGAGAGGGAGGUGAGGUGCGGGUGAUGCCAGUGCAUUUGUAUUUGCAGUGUCAAUCGAAACAUACAUUUCCCAAGUGUUUUUAACAUAAUGGGGGGAGGGGCAAUCAAUGCCCCAUCCUCAACCAUUAUUUUCUCCCGCCCAAAUACUCUAAUAUAAUGAACACAUACUAUUACAAUGUACCUCAUAUUUCAAUCAAAACAAUUUCAAAUUUAUAGAUUAUUUGAGAAUUAUUGGCAAAGGAUGGGGAGGGACAUGAACUAGAGCGUGCAACAAUGGAAGUGGAAGUUUUCAACAAAAUGCCUGAUGAGCCGUUGUACCAAGACAUCGCUUCUGUGACAGAAAGUGAUGGUGAAUUCAAUGAUAUGCAAAUCCACCAGCCUCCCGUGGGUAGUGAGAAUUAAGACAUGACCAAUGUCCUAUGCAAACAGCAGUGGGCCACAUUUCAACCCAAACUCAAAUUCCCUAUCAUUCUAGAGCUACGCAGGCAGACACAGAAACUUCAAACAAGAGUAAAUAUCUUUAUAGGCAGAUUAUAUUUUUCUAAUUAUAUAGUUUGAAUUUCUUUUUCAAGUUGUAAGAGCACAAUUUUAAAGAUAUGACAUCCAAACAUCUACAAAAUUACUCAAAUUAUCAAUUUUAAUCCCGAUCUAUAAUUUUUUAAAAAACCUAUGAAACUCAUUUUAAUAAUAGGCGCAGCCUCAGCUAAAUAUCUGUAGGGGAGAAAAUAUCUAAAAUAUCUUAUUGUUGCUUGGAAAAAGACUCUUUGCAUAAUAUGUAUUACUGUUGCUUUUUGCUUUUUCAGCUUUACAAGUAGCUGUUAACACAGAAAAAAAGAUGUGAGUUGCCAUCUUCCACCAUCAUGCACUGAAAAACAGACCCAGACCGACCUGACAUUUGCAGACAUCGAGAAAAUGCAAUUCUAUGCUGCCCAAGAUGACAUAUUGGAUGACAGGAGUGACGCUUCAGACAGCCAUGUUUCAUCUGCUUGGGGGCCCUCUGAAUCAGAUGGGUAGUCUGUGUCCAGUGGAUCCUCAGACAAUUGUAACGCACAGCAUCAGUUCAAAGAAAGAAAAUAUUUUGUCUUUGAAUCUUGUCUCCUACAGUUAUUCACAUUAUGUACAGUGUGCUUUAGCCCUUUCCUGGAGAAAUCAGAGAAACUUGUAGGCUCACUUGCCCAAAUAAAAACAAUCUGCGUUCAAGGACAUGAGAGGAUCUGGUACAGCCAACCAAAGCUUGGUUAUUUGCCAAUGGGCAAUUUUGUAAUAUCUGCCAGUACCCUGUUUUCUGGAUGCCAGCCAGCAAAGACAUUGUUGUUCUUUAGGAUCAUGUGGUCAACAUGUAUCUCAGAACGCACAUAUAACAGAAUCCAGACACUGCAUUUGAUACCAUCUGUAAAUGUUGAGUGGUCUCUUUUACAAAAAACAUCAUUGACAAGUAUCGGAAGGAGAUAAAAAACAAUUGGUGGUGAUGCCAGAAAGGAUUCCCCUGGGUACACAGCCAAAUAUGGGAGCUAUUCUGUAAUGGAUCUGGAUACUAAAAAGAUGAUAUCAGUCCAGACUUUACAGAUGAGCUUUUAACAGUGUCGUGACACCAAAUAGUAUUGAAUGAAAUAAUGGCAUUUUUUACAAAUAACACUUAUCAGCUGUCAUUCACUUGAAUAUUUCAAAUAAUACAUGCAAUGAUGUGUUUCCAUCAAGAUUUUAUAGUUUUUGAGAUAGUCUAGAGUUUCAUCUAAAUAUAAUAUAUAUGUUUAAAUCCAUACUGUGUCAUGAUAACAACAGAUCAACCAACGACCAAUAUUUUCUAGAGCAAUGAAGUUGGGGGAUCAAAUAGAAUGGAGCUUACUGGUCUAAAACGAGAAUUUGAAAAUAUUCUUGAACAAAAUGUAGAUUGGUAUACACUUAUCACAGACAGGUACAGUGGAAUUAAGAAAUAUAUGUGAGAAAAGCAUGCCCAUAAGACCCACAAGUUUGAUGUCUUCUAUCUUGCAAAAUGGAAUCUUCCAUCUUGAAACGUUCAGUUUCAUUCAGCUGUACGAUUAUCUCCGCACCAGGAAAUCCAAGCACAUAAUGUUAAAGAGUACCAGAUACAAAAAGCUCAAAUCUUUCCAGUUCUUUUGUGAAGGAUAUUUCAAGAUAAUUUAUGUGGCAAAGGAUUCCAAUUUUCCUCUCUUUGAUAUGCGUAUGAAGGCAUUAAUGAAGUCUACUUUAUACAAAGUGCUGGUCGUUCUUGAUGAUUCUGGCAAUGUUUACUGUGCUGUCUGCUAAUGCCCUGCUGGUGCUGGUAUAUCUGGCCUUGGCAAUUGUAAUCAUGUUGGAGGAGUUCUUUCUGCACUGGAAGACAUCAAUAGGAAAGGCUACAAAAAUUGUCUUGAACCUGUCUCUUGCACUUGUCUCUUGUAUCAUCUAGUUAAUUUUACAUUAGUAGACACUAUGAUUAUUUGCUUUGAUUACAGCAAGUGACUGUGGCAUUUUGCAGUGACAAAAACACGCAAUUGAUUCUUGGAAAAUGUCGAAUGAAAAGGAAAGGAAAAAGACAGACAACCCCCAAACCAAAUGCAGGUCAUCUUCCAAAUAUCAACUUCAGUUUAGUUUAUAAAGAGGAAUUGAAGGCAAUGUCUGACAAUUAUAUAGUGCCACAAUCAAACGCCUUGUGGAUGCACCUUCUCCAAAUUUAGACUAUGCAAUAACCGAAGACAAGGUGUUAGUGAAACAAAAUUUAUCUGGAAAUGAAAGAGAGGUAGUGACAUAUAUUUGUGGAUCAUCAACAUGCGUAACAUUGAGGAAAAUAAAACCGCAUCUGUUUUGUUAAAAGAACGAUUGGAAGUCUUAAAAGCGAAGAAAGAAGGCUCAAUCAGACUUACCUAGGGGAGGUUUAACAUAUACAAAGGAAUCUUUUGCAAAGAUACUAGAAAAAACAGAGAUUGUUUUCCGAGACCACAUCUCCACCCAGAAAACAAGGAUAAAUGUGCAAGAAAUUCAGGGUAACUGUCUACAAGAUGCAAUUUUGAAUAAUUUGAGUAGAAUAUGCCAAAAUUGUUUGGCCUCAGAACCUGUAAAGGAGGCAACACUGAAGGACUGCAUCCUAAUGUAUAUAGAAAUCAGGGCUAAUUCAUAUGCCAAACAUAUGAUUGAAGAGCACAGGUUGAGCAAAAAGAUUGACAAGAAAGAAAAGGCAUUACGAAAACAACUUUGAAUCACAAAUAAACAAAAGAAGCAGUGAUUUUUUUGUGAUAUCAUUCACAAAACAGCAUAAACAAAACAUUAACCAUUGCCAUUGCAAAGCACAUAAUACAUAUACAUAAAUUGGUUAUAAUGAAGUUUCAUUAUAAAUUGGUUAAUUAUCAAGUUUUUGAAAAGCUGUUAUACUAUGUGUAAUUUACUAUGCAAUGUUGUAUUUCAUAUAUAUUGAAUAAAAAUUCCAACAAACAAAAUAGCUCUUUUUUUGCAGUUUGUUUGAAGAAUCUCUGCCAAAGUAAUGACUGGGGGAGGGUAAAAAUAAAAAUAAUUUUCUUUCCUUGAGCAUCUCUUGGUCAUGAUUCCAAACAAGUUUUUGUUUUUUAAGGGUCGAAUAUGCAUGGCUUUUAAUGUGCAGGAGCACAAGUAUGUUAAAAUUGAAAUCAAUACUGUGUGGUGUUUUUUUACUUUUUGAGGUAAAAUCUGAACUGCCACAACUAGUCGCUUUUUAACAACCCUUGUUAAUGAAGACUUAAGGUUUUUGGGUUUUCUAACAGAUCGUUUUUCAAAAUCCAAUUGUCUUUGUAUCUUUAAGGCUAUUUUUCUGAAUUCAGUGCAAGAUUCAGAAGACUUGACCAGCGUGUUGCAAUGUUUGCUGUAUACUUUAUCAAAUAUUUUGCCACUAACCUUGGUUUUGACAAAGAUAAGCUGCUCAGAAUUUUUUUGGCCACCUUGCCUUUAGGCAUGUUCAUUGAUUAUUUUGUCAGUUAUGCCUAGGCAAAUGUAUCACUCUUGUCUUUCACUGAAUUUGUUGGGGAGACGAGAUCGCGGCUCCAUUGUUUAGAACAAAAGCGUAAGUGGUUUGUCAGAACCAAUUAGCUACGAGGAGUAGGUACGCACGCGCAUUAAACCUGCUAGAACAAUGCUGGACUAUGUUGUUUAUUUUUUGCAUAAGUUCCCUCCUUUGCCUAUCUGUUGUGAAAUGCAAAGUACGCAUGUGCACCUACCCCUUUCACGGGGGGCCACCUAUACCUUACGGACUUACUCUAACCUCGUCUCCCCAACAAGAAUAUCAAUGAACCAUAACAUGAUUCAUUGUUCUAGCAGAGUUUCCUAUCCAGUCACACUUCUAUUAUCUUUGCUUGAAGCAAGGAGACAUAUUUUCAGAGUCAAGUCGUUGGUCACAAAUGACAAGUUUCUCAACACCCUUAGGCCUCGGCAUCCCCAGAACAUUACAGAGAUUGCAUUGUCGAAUGCACUUUGGGUUGUGCGCCUCUUCUAUUGUACCUCAGACUCUUAACAUUUUACAAUCAUGUUCAAGUCCAAAUUUGCAUUCAUGGGAGAAAACAAUAUCCUCCCAUUCCAUCACACUCAAGUCUCAGAGAGCUUGAGAUCAGCAGAUACGUGCCUUCCUGCUUUUUAAUGAAACAAAUGGUUUUCUCUUUCUAGGGUAAUUUUUCAUUUGAUAUUUUUGUAAAACCCUUCUUAUAAUUUGUUUACUACGAAUUUUUGAAUUUCUACCUGCCAAACUCACCUGUAUUUAGUGUCACAAAAUACAGCAGUGCAGUGUGACAGAUAGUUGUUUCCCCUCUAAAAUCCAAUUUUAAUCUUAAAAUCUUCUGGGAAUGAGGCUCCUGCAAAAUAGGCUCUCUUCACCAUCAUCCUCAGGCAUAUAUUUUGAAUUUCUAGUUGUUCUCCUCUGUUACUACUCUGAAAGAGACUUUGCUGUAUUUAUCAGUGUAUUGUUCAUGUCAGUCAUUUGAACCUUGCCUUUAGAAUUGGCCCAAUACUUCUUCAUUAUUUUCUUGCCAGCUUUCUUGUCUUGCUUCAUAAUAUCCUCCUCAUUUUCAUCAUCAUCAAACAAAAAUCCAUCGUCUUUUCUCUUUAGUCAUUUGAACCUUGCCUUAAGAAUUGGCCCAAUACUUCUUCAUUAUUUUCUUGCCAGCUUUCUUGUCUUGCUUCAUAAUAUCCUCCCCAUUUUCAUCAUCAUCAAACAAAAAUCCAUCGUCUUUUCUCUUUAGAGAAUCACAGUUGUUUUUUCUGAGAUCCUCAGCGAUCCAUAAUGAUGAUAUGGAAACCAGGCUUAAAUGUCAGAAUGAAUCAAUCCAAACAAUUGAGAGCAACUAGAAAAAUGGUGCUACCGCCGUAUGAUCUUAUUUGUAAACAACAAAAUUUUCUAGUAUGGCUUCCAACGUUUAUUAUUCUAGCGAAGAUCUAAUGGCAUUCCUUACCAACAUGCUAAAUCAAAGCAGGGUAUUAACUGGCGAACAGGGGCAGCUUCUGCCGAAACAGAGGCCUUGACAUUGGUCGAUGAUGAAAAUUCAGCUGUUAGCUAAGGUUACUGAAGACAGUGAAGAUGCUGACAGAAGUUUUGAUGAAAUGUUUGUUGAAGAUGUAUGGUCGUACAAAUGCACAUGGGACACUAGCUGCAGGGGUUUCAAAGAUACCCAGAUGAAACAGAAAGCUUGGGAGGAAAUUGCGGAAAAGUAUGGGAGGAAUGGUGAGUGUUAACUUUCAGUUUAAGCCCCCUCGCCCUUGAAUCGUUUUGAAGUCAUAAGAGCACAAAAAAUAGAUUCAUUCUGGAUUCGUUUUUCAUUAACAUUCUGUUUUUUGCUUAAUUGGGAAAAACUUACAAGAAAAUACAAAUGAUCUUUAGACAAAUAAGCUAUUAUGAGACUCCAGGGUCUGAUAGGUUUUGAAAAUCUUUAUAAGUUGGCAUAUAUGGUCUGAAAGUAAAAAUGCAUAUACUUACCCUGUUUUUUCUUUCUAGUUGAAGAUUUGGAAAAACUUCAAACAAAACCUUUCCAAAUGUUUAAAAAGAGAGACUUGAUGACAUGAUCUGGUGCUGCCGCAAGCUCACUGCCUGAAUGUAAGCUUUUUCACCAGUUACAAUUUCUUAGAGUAUCAAAUCGGCCUACAAUCAGCGACUUGCCUCAGGAAAGUGCCCCUACGCAAGAAAUUCUGGGAGAAGGCUAGGCCUGUUAGUCCUGUCCUUUUGGCCCCAAGUCUUGCAUCAAGCCUGGAAUCGAUGAGCUUUAAACCAGAGAAACGAAAAAGGAAAGCCACAACACUACCUCAAAGAAAAUUAUUAAUUUCAGAUGAUGAGCAUCCAGAUAAACUUCUGUUUAAAGCACUAAAAUGAGAAAAUAGAGUUGAAGUUGAAGCUGACCAGAGUUUCGCAAACAGUAUUGUUCCAAUUUUAAGGAACCUCCCUCCAAGAAAAUCAGACAAACCAAAAUAGAAAUUCAGCAAUUGUUGCUUAAGUACGAAUUUGACGAUGAUGAGUUCUAAUUCGCAAUUGUACAGUAAUUUAAUUUAGAAACACUAUUAUUUUAAAAUAAAUUUUACAAUCGUUGUAUUAAAAGAAAUAGCAUUAAUAAAAUGUCAAAUGGAUCUGCUGUUCUACAAUGCCUGCCAAAAGUACUUGGAACACCCACCAAUUUACGCUGCAUUUGAUAUCUUUCAUUCCUUUCAUGAAAAAAAUUUGCUACUUCCGCCCCCUUCCCCCUCAAACAAUGUUGAUGAUUUAGAGAAAUAUCAUAAAAGAAGCGCAAAAGAAAGUGCUUCCUAAAAUCCUAAUCCGUUUGAUAGUAAACCAACAUUGUUCCGUGGGGGAGAGGGGGAGGAUUGGUUUUAACCUUGGAAAUUGAUGUCAGUGUUCCAAGACUUUUGGCAGGCAUUGUAGUUAUUCUGUCUCUCUGCCAAUCAACAGUGCCUGCUUCUGAGUUAAAGUGAUUUUUAUAGUUUUCCCCAACCUGACCAGCAUCUCUUGAAUAGUUAAGUGAGACAGCAUUUCUAAUUGGCAAUAACCCAUCGCAGGUACAGUCUAGAUUUUUCCAGUCUCCUUUGUAAAAUAUCUGAUAAAGUAGGUAGACAGGAGAGAUGAAAAAAGCUGUGUGGGUGAGUGUACUAACUAAAACAACAACAUGGCAGAAUCCAGCGUCUCCCUAAGAUCAGGAAGCGUGUUACAUGAAAGUGAGGCUACUACAAGAUGAUAUAUAAAGGUAAUUAUUAGGUUACAAAUCUCUUAUUGCAUUUUCUUUACCCAUGUUAAUAAAACAAAAUAAAAUCAUUUCUGAAAAAUAAAUUAAACUAUUGCAAUCCUUUUCUCGAAAACAAUGAAUUGAUUUGAAGGGGUUAGCAGGGCCUAUGCCACAAAUUUGAAAAAGGGGCUAAGGCUAGCAAAAGUAAGGGGCCAAGGCUUUUUCCUCCUUCACUGCAGCUUUGAAACUAUUUACUCUGCGAAAAGGUGGGGGACCAUGGAAAUACAGAAUUGCCAGCAUCUGGAGCAUUGGUUUUUAUGCUGACUGGCAAUAAGAAUCAUUGGAAAUGCCCUGUUGGCUACUUUUUAUAUAUAAAUGCAAUGCAGAAACACAGGUUUCAAUGAUAAAAACUUGCUUGUCUCUAGCUGCUGAUCAUGAACUAAGAAUAUGGUCAAUUACAUGUGAUGGCACUUAUACCAAUUCUGCUUCUUUAAAAGGCCUUGGGUACAAGUUUUCCACAAAGUAUGAUGAAAUGGUAGUCAGGUUUAAACACCCCACAAGAGAUUAUUUUGUGUAUGUCACACUGGAUGCAUGUCACAUGAUAAAGCUGGCUAGAAAUGCUCUUGGGGAUAUGGGAAACCUCUACAAUGCUCAGGGGGGAAACAAUCUCUUGGGCAUAUAUUGAAAAAUUGUGCAAGCUACAAGAUGACCAGGGAUUUUCAAUUGCAAAAAAGCUCACAACAGUGCGUACUAACUGGCAAAAGAAUGAAAAGAGAGUCAAGUUGGCAGCCCAAACAUUACGUUCUUCAGUAGCAGAUGCAUCAGAGUUUUUGAAGGAUGAUAUGAUGGCUGAGGAUUUCAAAAACUGUGGUGCUACAGUCCAGUUCAUAAGAAACAUUGAUAGGCUAUUUGAUUUGCUGAACUCCAGGCAUCCAAUGAUGAAAGGGUGUAAGUCCCCCAUCAGUAAAUCAAACCUCGGCGCUGUGCAGAAUCAGGUCAGGAAGGUCUGUGAGUAACUUUUGUCACUAAAAGCAAGCGACAACAAGAUACUUGCUGAAAACCGUCCUUCAUCCUUGGCUUUGUUUCUGCAACAAAGUCUAUAAUUGCCAUAGCAGAAGAUCUAACAGUAACAAGCAGCUGACAUUAAAUAUUAUAGAGAAACUUAGAUCUUUUAAACAUUGACAAAAACAAGAAGAUGACUCAAGGAGCUCCUCACCUAAAGAUACUAGGAUAAUCCUUGUUGAGGUGCAGCGUCUUGGUUGCAACAAAUGAAUAGUGCUUGCUUCUUUAAAUGUUAAUAGUUUACAAUUACAUCUAGAUAAAAUAAAGUGCUUAGUUAAUGAUAAAGGAAUCCACAUCCUAGCAGUGAGCGAACUAAGCUUGACAAUGAAAUCACUGAUAACUUGCUCGUGAUUGAGGGCUACACUACACAGAGAGAACAGAAACAGGAGUGGGGGUGGAGUUGCUGUGUAUGUGAGCAAUUUGUUAAAACACAAUAGACGAAAGGUCAUACCCAAUAAGUCUCUCGAAUUGGUUUGCAUAGAAAUUUGAACCUAUAAGAGCCAGGCCCUUUCUUAUAUUCGCCUGGUACCAACCUCCAUUUGGCCUUAUUGAGUCUUUCAAAAAUUGGAAGGAAACUUAGAAUAUUUCGAUUGGGAAAACAAAGAAAUGAUUAUCAUGGGUGAUACCAACUGUGACUUCUUGUCGAAGGUAGCUGAUGAAUAUGGUAGCGCGCUCAAUAAUACUGCACCUUUCGCUGAGAUCUAUGAUUUGUUCAGUCUUAUGCAAAUGAUGGGUGAGCCUACAAGAGUGAUGCUAACUUCAUCACACUUAUCACCCUUAAGGCCACAACAAGCCUGAAACGUGAUUGCAUCUGCCGUCUUCAGUACUACUUUAAGCGAUCACUAUCUUGUUUAUUUAACUAGAAAAUUUAUGGGCUUAACAAAACGUCAGCAUAAAACCAUAUCCACUAGAAAAAUGAAAAGUCUCAACAGUGACAAUAUCCUGUCAGAUCUAGGUCAGACUGAUUGGGACAGUAUCGUCGUUUCAAGUAAAGCUUUAAUGAGGCAGUCAACAAGUGGUCAUAUCUACUCUCAUUAGUUAUUGAAAAACACGCCCCACUAAUAUAUAGGAUGAUAUCUAUGACAAAAAUCAGUUAUCGAAAUCUGGAAUUUAUGAAUUGCAUUUCAAAAAUCCGGCAAAUGCAAAAUCCUGAAUUUGGCAUUCAAGCAAUAUGCAAUUUGACAAAUUUCAGAUGUCAUUUCAUAAUUCGUUGAUAAAGUUGAUUUACGGAAAAAGUAGGUAACCAGUUAAACCUUAUCCUAUUUCUGUUGAUUAUUGAACUUUUAUCUUGCCUUGAUACCGUGCUCAUUUGUCAAAUUUCAAUUUUCGUACAAAGCUUUUUUAGGCUCAAGUUACGCCACACAAUCCUGACCCACGCCUCUCUUUUUGCAGGAUCAAAAAAAUUCCUAAUGGCAAACAGCAAGAUGGCUGACUAUCAGCUGAUAUGCAUGACCAAUGAAUAGCUGAAUUUAUUUAUAAGCGAAGGGAAAGUCCCCUCUAGAUGCAAUCUGAUGAAGUCUGGAAUAAGCUAUGGUUUACUGAGCCAAAUUUUCUUGUCUUUGGAAUCCUUCGGUAGGCCGCAGUCAGACAUUCUUGAAGUCUGCUCUACCCUUUUUAAUGUAAAUGUUGAGAAGGUUGAAAAGGUAAUAAAGAAACCAAGCAAUCUUAAAAGGUCUAUUUUCAGAUCUCUUGCGAAAGAUAGGAAUAAUUUUUCCAAAAUAUAUGAGACCCUUUCUAAAAUUGCAGAUGCAGGCAAAACCUCUGAUUGCUAUAUUUUGAAAAGCAGGGGGAUCAGCUUGAAAUUUUUAGACUCUUUUUGCAAGGGAAAUGUUGCUUUGCCUAAUGAUUUAAAAAAAUCUCCAAUACCCAACCAGGAAAUUUUUUUGUUACUUGACGCCAAGGUUAAACUGAAUGCCUCUUGGAUGAACUUUAAAGACUGGGCUUCUUUAUUUUGUUGUGAUAAUUUGACAAUGAAAUAAUUCUUUAGGAAAGUCUUCCCACAGCAGUUUUAAAUAUGAAGGAAAGAGUUACUGACCUAAGAAAGCACAAGCAAAUGCCGGAUGUAGAAAUUUUUCUUAAUGAUUUUUUUUAUUAAACCAGCUAAUAGAUAUGAGAAAAGAAAGCAUGAGUUAGUUUCAGAUGUAUCAGAUUCUCAGCACAUUGAUGUUAAAGAGAAAACAAAUAUGAUUACAAUUUUGUUAGACAGGUCAGAUGAAAGUGAAUAGGUUUGUUGAUUGAUAGAUUUAACAAGGAGAAAGAUGGAAGAAUACUUGCAGAAGGCAAUGCUGUGAAAUUUAAGAUGGAUUUCAAUGAUGCUGUCAAGGCUAGGAAGGAUUUGAAGGCUAGGGAGGAGGAGUUUAAAGAUCUUGUUGGGAAAAUUGGUGCAUUAAAUGCAAAAAAUGUUAAUCGAAAGAUAACAAGAAUUUGCCAGAAGUAGAAUAAAUUAGAAGAGGAGAAAGAAGAGGUGAUUGUAGAUUUAUCCUCAGAGUUACUUGAGAGAAAUGGAGAGCUAGCAGAGAAAAACCAGGAGAUAGAAAACUAGACAAAGCCUUCCAUGAAAAAUUGUGUACAAAACAGAAUUAAGACAUAAAUCUGUUGAAAAUAGCACCAAUAUAUUUAAUUCAAAAUUGAUGAUUUGAAAGGAAGAAUAACUGAAUUAGAGAAUGAGAAGUUGGAAAUUGAGAAAGAUUAAAUGUUUUUUUUUUUGAAAGGUGAAGAUAUUUGUUUAUUUGAAAAUGGAAAUAUGUUGAUGAGAUUCGUAUGCUGUACAGAGAUCUGCUUUGUUUAGGUGUUAGCACGAAAAAUGUUGAAGAUGCUAUUAGGAAAUGUUUGUAAGUUGUUGGAGUCAAUGUCCAUAAUCUCACAAGUCCACAUUUUCUAAGUAUAUGCUCAUGGGGCAAGGGCACUGGCACAGCUUCAUGUUUUUGAUGAAUUGAAAGAAAACUGGAGCACAUAAAACAGGACUUUGCAUUCUGAUGGAACUUC